Penicillium lagena is the source of this 498-nucleotide messenger RNA. RefSeq lists its product as uncharacterized. The transcript is spliced from 2 exons. The record is from RefSeq and is a predicted model, not a curated record. Lineage: Eukaryota; Fungi; Ascomycota; Eurotiomycetes; Eurotiales; Aspergillaceae. The coding region runs from base 1 to 498 and encodes 165 amino acids.
AUGUCCAUUCGUAGCUCAUCUUAUGCCGCCUGCAAGGAUUUCAUCGUCAUGGCGCAGCCAUACCCAUACCCACCUAUCCCCGCCGAUUGUGUGGACCGACAAGGGACGCUGCCGGUGGGUUCUAGCCACUCGCCGCGGGAGUCGAGUCUGGUGUCAAGUCGAGGCGGCCGCCAGAGCUCUGCAAGAGGGCUUUGUGACGCUGAGCAAUCAACGCCUGCAUCGCACGCACCACCGCUCGCCGACGCCGUGUCCCUUUAUGUUCAAGACGACCAAGACGACUGGCAACAAACUCUGGGUGUCGAUUUCCGGAUUCAUGAUCGUCUUAUUCAGAAUCGCAAGGAUAUCGAAGCGUCGUGGUUGGAGGGAUAUGUGCCCUCGUUUGGCUUCCUGCGACUGGGAUAUGAUGUCGCCGUGCAUUAUUCCACCAAGACAGUGGUGAGGAGCGGCAAUCCCGUUCGCAAGGAGUUGCUGUGCUCACACACGGAUUCAUUGAUGUGA